AUGGCGACCUCCAGAACAUUUGCCCAAGCUCUCCCGAGCUUAGGGCUUGCAGCCACGCGCACACCCGUUCGCCCGAUUGCACAGUAUCUCUGGACUUAUACCACUGCGAGCGCUGCUUUGCGGCUGUCUUCCAUAACCCGGGGUUCGCAACUGCCCAUGAUGCGCCGUCAGAUCCAGAUGACAAGGUCCCUGCAACAAACGCGGGCUUUUUCUGCCUCGGCCGCUACGUCCCAUGGUCAUAUAGAGCCCCCGAAACCUGGCGAGGAGCUCUGGGUCACCUUCAUCGAUAAGGAGGGCAACGAGCACAAGCUGGCCGUCAAGGAGGGCGACAAUCUCCUCGAUAUUGCGCAGGCUCACGACUUGGAGAUGGAGGGCGCUUGCGGUGGCUCCUGUGCCUGCUCAACCUGCCACGUUAUCGUGCUAGACCAAGAGUACUACGACCGCAUGCCGGAGCCGGAUGAUGACGAGAACGACAUGUUGGAUUUGGCCUUCGGCCUCCAGGAGACAAGCCGUCUGGGUUGCCAGGUCCACAUGACGAAGGAUCUUGACGGUUUGCGCGUCAAGCUGCCUGCUAUGACACGGAACCUACAGGCGAGCGACUUCAAAUGA
Thermochaetoides thermophila DSM 1495 is the source of this 609-nucleotide messenger RNA. Its product is annotated as putative 2 iron, 2 sulfur cluster binding protein. The record is from RefSeq and is a predicted model, not a curated record. NCBI's taxonomy places the organism in Eukaryota, Fungi, Ascomycota, Sordariomycetes, Sordariales, Chaetomiaceae. The coding region runs from base 1 to 609 and encodes 202 amino acids. Gene Ontology annotation, biological process: positive regulation of oxidoreductase activity; P450-containing electron transport chain. Gene Ontology annotation, cellular component: mitochondrion. Gene Ontology annotation, molecular function: 2 iron, 2 sulfur cluster binding. The transcript is spliced from 2 exons.